Messenger RNA from Eurytemora carolleeae, 1053 nucleotides. RefSeq names its product SH3 domain-binding glutamic acid-rich protein. Gene Ontology annotation, cellular component: cytoplasm. The coding region runs from base 34 to 966 and encodes 310 amino acids. NCBI's taxonomy places the organism in Eukaryota, Metazoa, Arthropoda, Copepoda, Calanoida, Temoridae. The transcript has 8 exons. The record is from RefSeq and is a predicted model, not a curated record.
UAUCUUGCAUGAAACUAGUAAAAUGAUUUCACAAUGGGUAUUAAAAUUUACAUUAGCGGUAACAGUGGCAAUAAAGAGAUCGAGACAUCUCAGCAGCGGAUAAUCAUGAUUCUAAAAAGUUUAGGAAUAGAACACGAGGUGUCAGAUAUAUCUGCUCCAGGCAUGGAAAACGAGAGAGAUUUUAUGAGACAAAAUGGAAAGAAAAAGGAAGGACAGAGAAACGUUCUGCCUCCUCAGAUUUUUAACGGAGAAAAAUAUUGUGGGGAUUAUGAUGAUUUUGAUGUUGCAAACGAAGACGAUGAACUAGAAGAGUUUCUAGGAAUUCCAAGAAAAACACCGAAGUUUGAUCCCGUGAAAACUGGAGCUGUGGCUCCAGAAGUUGGAAAACUGGAGCCUGGUAAACUAAAGAAUGGAGCGAAGCUUACUAAACCAGAGGCAACUGAGCCAACAUUCAAUACUGAACCCUCAGAACAAGAUCAUGAAACAAGUAAUGAAACUGAAUCCAACUCCUGCAAGGAUGAUCAUGAAGAUUUUAAUGAAGAUGAAGAAAACGAAGAUGAAGGAAACAAAGAGGAAAAUGAUGAAGAUGAAGAAGAAGUUGAUGAUGAUGAUAAUACUAAAAUUAUAGAGGAAGCACAUCAUCAUGAAGUGUACACUAAACAUAAUUUAACUAUUGAAAACGUAGCUCUACCUAUCAUGACUUCAAAAAUUGAUAACGGCUUUGAUGCCCAAGUUCAAGUCGAAGGCAUAGAAAGAAGACGACCAAACACUGAGGAAGAUCAAAAACCAGAAUUAAAUUUAAAACUUGACAUUCCUGAUGUUCCAUUCGAAGAGUUUGUAAUCCCCGAAACUCCAAAACGGUAUAUGGACGAUGGAGUAGAAAUCCGCGAACUACGCCCGGGGUUCCAAGAGCUAGGAAACUGCAAGAGGUUUUGGAAAGCUCAACAGCUGAUUGGAACACCCUGAGUCUGGGGAAGCUGCUCCCCCAACAGAAGCUGCUCCUGUCGACGCUGCUCCCCCAGCCGAAGCUGCUCCUGAAUCUUAAUCAUUUCC